CAUGUCGAGUGAGGAGCCAUGGAAAAGCACGUUACUGCUUCUGCAGUUUCGGAACACAAGCUGUCAGUGCGCACGCGCAUCACUCGUACAUGUCGUAAUUAGAACAUCGGCUAAUGGACGGGAAUACCAACACACCGUAUGAGGUGCGGUCUUCGGAGAAGUUGGGACGAUAUUUGGUAUCCAGUCGAGAUUUAGACCCAGGAGAUGUAAUUUUAACAGAGGCUCCAAUCAUUUUUGGCCCAAAGGCGAUGUCCGAUCCUGAACUUAAAAUGCCUUGUGUUGGUUGUUACAGACCGAUUUUUACUGAUGCAGGCGAACGUUGUGCAAAAUGCGGUUGGCCGGUUUGUUCCGGCAAUUGUUCAGGAUUGACCGACACGAGGCAUCAUGGCAUGGAGUGCCUAAUCCUUCGCAGUAGAGCGCAUUGUGUCGUCGACAACAUGGCGGAUUAUUAUAGGCACGAUGCACUUCUGGCCCUUCGAUGUUUACUACUUCAGAGCGUGGAUGCUCAGAGAUGGAAGCAAAUACUAAACAUGCAGUCACAUAUGGAAUGUAGGAUGCCGGGAACAGAAGCUUAUGAAGAAGCCGAGGAAUUCAUCGUCGAAUACCUCAUCAAGAAUUUUAUAAGUAAACUCGAUAAUGAUACUAAGAUGAAAUAUUUACCAGAAAUGUCUAAGGAACUGUUACAUCGAAUCUGUGGUAUAAUCGACACCAAUGCUCUAGAAAUUCGGUUACCGGAUGGUUGUGAAUUGAAUGGCUUGUAUGCAAGGACUUGUAUAAUGGAGCAUAGCUGUAUUCCAAAUACAAAACAUACUUUUAAUGUUAAUGCAAAUAGCAAAAAGGAUCUAUAUAGUAUAAUUGUAAAAGCUGUUGUUCAUAUUCCCAAAGGAACUAAUAUUUCGACUAUGUACAGUCAUGCAUUAUGGGGAACACAAGCGAGGCGACAGCAUUUAAAAGACACGAAAUACUUUUCAUGUGAAUGUCCUCGAUGCAGCGAUCCAACAGAAUUAGGGACAUACUUCAGCGCUAUGAAGUGUAUUGGAGAUGGUAGAAAGUUAUGCGAUGGAAUACACUUACCAGAAAAUCCCUUAGAUGAUGAAACUGAUUGGGCUUGCAGUAAAUGUAAUGCUAAAGUUGGAAAUUCACAAGUUAAUGCCAUAGUUGUGCAAAUGGGAGAAGAAGUGGAUAAUGUAUUGAUGAUGGGUGGCGUGAUUUCAGUGCUUGAAAAUCUGCUGUGUAGAUUAUCAACAUUUUUACACUCGAAUCAUUAUCAUUUAUAUACGAUAAAACAUUCCUUGAUUCAGUUAUAUGGACGACAGUCCAGUUAUAUGUCAGAGGAUAUUUUAGAUAAAAAGAUUGUCAUGUGUAGGGAUUUAAUUUCAAUUACGACAGUUUUAGAUCCCGGUAAUGCUAGACUAAGUUUAUAUAAAGCUGUUUUGCACCACGAACUCUUUUCAGCUUUAUUAUUAAAAUGUAAAAAAGUAAAAAGUGAUGGAUCCAUAAAAAAAGAAGAAGAAAUAAAGCCUCAAAUCGUUGAAGCUAAAGAUGCUGUGUAUACAGCUAUUGAGGCGUUAAGAGAUGAUCUAGAAGAAACAUCGGGUAAAAAGCUAAUGAAUGUAUUAGAAAAAAGUAAACGAGAAUAUGAAAUAUUUUGUAAAGAAAAGAAUAUCAAUAUUUGAGUAAAUUUUAAUAUCACCAUUAAGAUUAAAUUAGAUAAAUUACAUUAAACAAAAUAGUACUAAAUAAAUAUUGUACUUAAAAUUAA
Leptidea sinapis is the source of this 1762-nucleotide messenger RNA. It is a transcript of the gene SmydA-5, whose product is annotated as SET domain-containing protein SmydA-8. Lineage: Eukaryota; Metazoa; Arthropoda; Insecta; Lepidoptera; Pieridae. The record is from RefSeq and is a predicted model, not a curated record. The transcript has 6 exons. The coding region runs from base 114 to 1676 and encodes 520 amino acids. Gene Ontology annotation, molecular function: protein binding.